GAAUCGAGGCUUAGAUACUUUAUUUCAAGGAAGUGAGACUGCAUGUGAAGUUGAAGGUACCAGCAAGACAGGCAAUGGAUCGACAUGACGAAGAUAGCAAUGUUGUUCAAGAUCUUGGUACAGGGGGUACAGAGAGUGUAGACGAAAGCCUCAGUCUCACUGCAUCCACAAGCACAAUGAUAUCAUCCCCUGGAAGACGAAACCUUAUGAUGGCUGUGAGUCAGUCAUUACAAUCUCUAGACCCACUCAGCCUGCUCAAGCCAGUGCAGCAAACAAUACAUUGCACUGGGAAUGAUAGAGAAUCUGCAUUUUCUAUUUAUGGCAACAAUGUUACUGUUUAUCCUUGUGAGAAUGAUUCAUCUCAGACAGUGGCCAGCAGUAAGAUCAAGUUUAGUCAAGUGUGCAAGUAUGACUGGGAGCAGAGGUAUUAUUUUGGGAACCUUAUAGCCAGCACCACAAAGUAUGUGGCAUAUGUAGUUGGAGGGAAGACUGAAAACGAGCAUGUUCGUGUGAUAAACCACAUUACGUCAUCGAGGGUCCUGUUGAAAGGUUUCGAAGGCAAGGUGAUGUGUUUGGCGUUUGGAGGCCCAACUGAGGAUCAUAUUGCUUGUAUGGACAUAGUGGGCAAUUUGCGAAUCUUCCUGAUCUCAGAAGGUAGCCAAGGCUUGGACUCGGAGUUGGUACUUGAGGUACUAAGAAACGAAACCCAACUGACAGAAUACAGCUUCGUUUCAUGGGCACCGAACCUACCUGAAGAUGAUAGUGAAGAUGAGGGUGAAAGUGAACUCGUCGUUGCUAUCACCUACAGAGAGAAAACUGAUGUUUUGAAUGUGACCACUAUCAAGAAGAUUCAUGGAAGCAGUUGCUCUCUGCAAGAUAUCAAGAAUGGAAGACAAAGUAUUCAUGAUGGACAUAAAGAACCGAUAACACAGCUUGCUAUUUCACCGAACUAUGAAGUACUUGCUACAAGUAGUCUGGAUGGAUAUGUUAAAAUGUGGAACAUCAAUUUUGAAUCAGAAGCCGAUCCAAGUUGUGUUCAUGAAUGGCUACCUCACGAUGGGAAACCAGUUACCGGUCUAUUCUUUUGCGACAAUCUUCUAUCACAAGAGGAAAAUAUGUUAUCGUGGAGAUUCCUGAUAACUGGGGCAGAAUUCAAUUCUGAAAUAAAAGUUUGGUGCUCUGUGUCAUGGAAAUGCCUACAAACUGUUAAGUUUUCUCCUCAUCCUUCAUCAAGUCCUUCUGACAGCAGCAAGAACCCGCACCCAAGACUAAAAGCUGUUUUGGAUAAAUCAGCUGUUUUCUUCAUACUUUCGGACAUUAGACGACAGGUCUUAUAUGUACUACAGUUGCACCAGAACAGUCAGGAGGGUGCGGCCCACUUCACCUCGUUGACAGAAUGCCUCCUUGCGCAACCCCUUCUGUGCUUCUCAGUGCACUAUACAAAGACAAUAAAGAAAAGGAAACAGGAAGAUGAAAUAGAUGGGGACAAUGCAGAUGGAGACGAGGAUGAUAAUGAACACAACGAUCGAGAUGAAAAUGGCAUUGAAGAAGAUGCUGAUGAUGAUUACAACAACAGUGAUGCACUCGCGAGCACUGGCAGUAGUGCAUAUCAAGUAUCAUUGAAAAUGUUCGGGAUACACGUAAAGUCGUUGGAUAAGCUUCACAUCAAAUAUACCCCGACUUGCUCAGUGCCGCCUGUAGCGCUUUCAGAGUGUACGGCUGUAUCAUCGGAAGAUUUCAUGUCUAUCCGUGACGGUAUGUCAGAUAUCACAGGAGAACAAGGUAGUGUGGUUUCAGACCAAGAGGACAACGAUAGUUUUGCCACAGCUGCUUUAAAGAUCUCAGCCUUAGAAGAAAGUAUAAAAAGCAGUAGGAGUAGCCUAACUGGCGUUACACAGAGUACUUCCAGUGUAUCACAAGCAACAGAUUAUGAAAAUGCCUCAAUUCACGUUGACCAAAGUGAAGGACAAGACACCAAAGAGGAACAGGUUGAUGAAAGUACUAAGGAAGAGGAGAAGGAGUUGAGUAGGGAAGAAAAGGAUACCGUUUCCCCUGAAGAGGAACAGAAGAGCAGUAUCAAGCAGGGUGUUGAAACCGCCAAAGAGGAAGAACCAGUUCCCGUGGAUAGUUCUUCAACUGAACUUAGUGAAGCGAUGCCAAGUGAUGAAAAGGAUUCGGAAGAUGGGGCACGGCUGAAGAAAGCUACCCAGAUGAGCAGCAGUUCAUCAUUGGACCUGAAUCCAUCAAAGCCGCGCAAGGGGAUCAUCACUAUUUUGGAAAGGCCUAAGGGUCUUGAAGGAGAAAAGGCCAUGACAGGCAAUGCCUCCGCUGGACACUGGAAUGAGAUAAAGCCUGUUUCUGAUAAUGAACUUGCUAGGAGACAACUUAUGGCGGAUUUAGGAAUAGUCUCACCAAAUAAGUCUGGUUCACCAAAAAGUGGGAAGGAAAACAAAAGAGUGUUGUCGAACAGGGGCAGCAGUAGGAUGCCGGCAGAUAGCGUGACAGAAAAAUCAACUGGCUCGAGCUCAGAUAGUUCAAUGACAAUUAAGACUGGUGAUUUGUUAGGCCUAGGCUUAAAUGGCGAUGCCUCUUCCGAUGUAAGAAUGUCCGCUGUAGAUGCACCAGAGAAUUCGAAGCAAAUGGAAACAAUUUUAAAGACAUUGCAAGAUCAAGAAAAAAUGAUGGUGCAAAUGUCCCGGCGAGUACAGGAACUGACAGCAACUUUGGAGCAACAAAUGAAACGAAACGAACGGCUCGAGAGUCAGCGGCUGGCAGAGAAGGAAAGCAUGAAGGCUGCACUGCAGCAAAUUCAGAAGAAUUCAGCGCCUAACUUCAACAAGGCAGUAAAAGAAAUCACCAAAGCUUGCUCUCAGCGAAUCGAUUUGUUAACGUCUACAAUGCAAACAGAUAUGAAGCAUGCGCAAGAAAGACAAAUGCUUGCACUGCUCGAAGGAGUCAACACUGCUGUCACGGGAAAAAUUGAAAAAUGCCUGAAAGCUGAAUUCAGAAGCAACUUGCUGCCAAAUUUUCAAAGACCAAUCACUCUUGCCAUGGAGCAAGUCACUUCGCAAGUUUCUUCUCGAUUAGCAGCAAUGGAAAAGACGUUUCGCGAGGAAGUGGAGGCGAUGGUGGCCAGCAAGCAGGCUGUGGUCGAGUCGCUCGAAUUCAGUGCCACUGCUGUACUGGAGAAUACACUACCAAAUGCAUACCGUAAUGCUUUUGAGAAGGUGCUGAUACCUUCAUUUGAAGAUAGCUGCCGCCAAAUGUUUUUGCAGAUUAGCAGAGAAUUUGAAAAAGGCACCAGAUCACAUUUUGAAAGAAUGGAGUCCUAUUUUGACAGUAGAAAACAAAAGGAUCUGCAAUCACGUGAUCAGGUUCUAAAGCAACUUCAAGGGCUGGGGCAAACUUUUCAGGACACAGCAGAUCGUCUGACUGGAAUCGAAAACAACUUGCUUGUUGUGAUGGAAAAACAAAUAAAGGAUUUGGUGAAUGAACUUAAAAAAGAUGUGGUUUCACAUCUUGACAAAUCAAUGCACCAAAUGAGAGAAGAACUCAUUUCAAUUGGUGGAAUGGCAUCUGCGAAGGAGACAAGUGGCUAUUCAGAGGAUCCUUUUGAUCAGUUAAACAAGAACAUCGAAUCUUUGGAUUACAAUAAUGCCUUCACGAUCGCAUUGAAUGCUGGGGAUCUCAAUAUGGUAUUGUACGUUUGCCAAAGAGUGGAUGCGGAAGACCUUUUCUCAAAGAAAGGCAAUGCUUUGUCGCAGCCCGUUAUUUUGUCACUUAUCCAGCAGCUUUCAGCCGAGCUGACCAUUGAGACUGACCUUAAAGUCAACUAUUUAUCUGAAGCUAUUACUGCUUUGGAUCAGAAAGAUGAGAUUACCGCUGAACACAUGCCAAGGGUUCUUGAAAACCUUUCCAUACAAGUCAACAAUGCUACUACUUUGUUAAAGGAAACAGAACCCAGUAACCAAUUCAUAAAAUCAUUGAAAGUUUUAAGACAACUCGUCAAAGCAGCUCUAAAGGGUGCUGCCCACUAAUGUUCUGGUACCAUGGCAUCUACUAGAAAUCUUUCGCUGUAUAAAACAAUGAUUCGAGUAAAACCCAGGCUAAAGGAUUGGUCACGUGAAAAAGAGACUUGUGCCCAGGAAAAAGACCUGAUCGCUUGAAAAGAUACCUGAUCACGUGGACAAAGACCUGAUCACGUGGACAGAGACCUGAUCACACGAAGAUUGAUUACGUUAAACUAAGUACUUUUAACAAAGGCAAACAGAACUGGUAAUUUCCGUCGUUAUCGAUUCUUCUAACUUUAGUGUUAAAUAUAUUUGCAAAAUUUUAGUUUGUUCAGUUUGUUUUUAAGCUUGUUUUGUUAAUGUAAAAUACUCAUGUUUUUUCAGUAGCCAGUUUAUUUUUUCUUGUUUCCUUGUAUGAAGAGCGGCGUCUUCGAUAUGAAAUAUAGCAAAUUUAUCAUCCUUGUUUUUAUAUCCUUAAGAUAUUAUGUGAAUUCUUUUAUAUCUUUGCUUCAUAUCUUUUAUAUCAUAUUUUGUUUCUAAGCAAAGCCAUAAUCCCGCAAAGGAUUGUUUAAAUGUUGUUUUCCAGGAAGGUCUUUGAAAGACAUCUAGAGGAAAUUUUGCAUUUUAUUUUUCCUUAUUCGUCUAUUCAUUCUUAAGGAUAUCUCUUAAGUUCUUUUAUCAUGAUGUAAUGGAAAACUUUUAUCCAA
Molecule: messenger RNA, 4717 nt
Organism: Rhopilema esculentum
Lineage: Eukaryota; Metazoa; Cnidaria; Scyphozoa; Rhizostomeae; Rhizostomatidae
Product: enhancer of mRNA-decapping protein 4
Biological process (GO): deadenylation-independent decapping of nuclear-transcribed mRNA
Cellular component (GO): P-body
Molecular function (GO): protein binding
Source: RefSeq, a predicted model, not a curated record